UCUUUGGUUAAAUCCCUGCUCAACUUUCCCGAGAAAAUAAACCAAACCAAAGUUAAGCAAAAGAGAUUAAAAAAACAAAAAAUCGGUUCGAUUCUUUUCCCAUUUGCUAAGCGAAAAAGCGUCUUCUAUCUGUGCAUCAAAGGAGCGCAACCGACCACACUUCCGUUUGAAAAUGUCGUCGUUUUGUAGUUAAUUGUUUUGAUGGAGAAUCACAGCGGUAACGAUGUGCCCGUCGAGAUUGAGAUCGAAAUCGAAGGCGAGAAUGAAAAUGGCGCCAACCCUUCAGGGCAAAUUCGUUCUGUUGGUGCUUUGACAUCUAGUGCUGGGAAGCCGGUUUUGACAUCCACUGCUGAAAAGCAGGUUUCCACAUCUACUGCUGAAAAGCCAGUUUUGAGUUCCACUGAGGUUGUAAAACCUGUGAAAAUUGGAAAUAAUCGUAAAUCAGCUACAUUAGCAGCCAAACUGUUUGAUGCUAAAGUUCCUUUCAAGGAAAAGCUAAAAUGUAUGAAACAACUUGCUACUGUCAAAACUGAUGGGACUGUACAAUUUGAAGUUCCAGGAGAUAUUAAACCAGAAAACCUUGAUUUUGGAGCUGGAGUUGUUGAUGAUGGAUCUUCUGUCAAAGAAACUGCUGAAGCCACAGCCAUACAUGAUAUACGUCCAUUGCAAAUAGUAAUGCUUAUUGUUGGAACUCGUGGAGAUGUACAGCCAUUUGCUGCGAUUGGAAAACGCUUACAGGUGAAUAUUUAUGUGCAGGAAGAUGGCCAUAGAGUUAGACUAGCAACUCACUCAAAUUUCAAAGACUUCGUCUUGAGUGCUGGGUUGGAGUUUUUCCCUUUAGGAGGAGAUCCAAAAGUUCUUGCUGGAUAUAUGGUAAAAAAUAAAGGCUUCUUGCCAUCAGGACCCUCAGAAAUUCAUAUUCAGCGGAAUCAGAUGAAGGAAAUUAUUUUCUCUUUGCUUCCUGCAUGCAAGGAACCUGAUCCUGAAUCGAAAGUGCCAUUUAAACCAGAUGCUAUUAUUGCCAAUCCUCCAGCAUAUGGGCAUACACAUGUUGCUGAGGCACUAAAAGUACCCCUUCAUAUAAUUUUCACAAUGCCAUGGACGCCUACUAGUGAAUUUCCCCAUCCUUUGUCUCGUGUUAGGCAACAGGUUGCUUAUAGACUUUCAUAUCAAAUUGUUGAUGCACUAAUAUGGCUUGGAAUACGAGACAUGAUUAAUGAGUUUAGGAAGAAGAAGCUGAAGCUAAGACCUGUUACAUACUUAAGUGGAUCCUGGGGCUCUCCCCAGGAUGUGCCUUAUGGGUACAUUUGGAGUCCUCAGCUUGUUCCGAAACCAAGAGACUGGGGACCUAAGAUUGAUGUAGUGGGGUUUUGCUUUCUUGAUCUUGCUUCAAGUUAUCAACCUCCAGAUCCACUUGUGAAAUGGCUAGAAGAGGGUAAAAAGCCUAUCUAUAUUGGUUUUGGUAGCCUUCCUGUUCAAGAACCAGAGAAGAUGACUGAAAUAAUAGUAACAGCUUUGGAAAGAACUAGACAAAGAGGCAUCAUCAAUAAAGGUUGGGGAGGUCUUGGGAAUUUGACAGAACCAAAGGAGUUUGUGUACUUACUGGACAAUUGCCCCCAUGACUGGCUUUUCUUACAGUGCAGUGCUGUGAUUCAUCAUGGUGGUGCUGGAACAACUGCUGCUGGUCUGAAAGCAGCGUGUCCAACAACCAUUGUACCAUUUUUUGGGGACCAGCCCUUUUGGGGUGAACGGGUUCAUGCCAAAGGAUUGGGCCCUCCACCAAUCCCAGUGGAGGAGUUUUCACUUGAUAAGUUAGUUGAUGCGAUAAAUUUCAUGCUCAAUGACAAGGUAAAAGAGUGUGCUGUUGAACUGGCUAAGGCCAUGGAAACUGAAGAUGGUGUUUCAGGUGCAGUAAAAGCCUUUUAUAAGCAUUUCCCUGGAAAAAAAAGUGAUGAAGAGACUGAGACACCCCCUCGUCAUUCAAGAUUUUGUUCCAUGCGACAAUGUUUUGGCUAUACAUGAAUCUUUAGAAGUUUGACGUGUCAAAUUUGACACGUCUCUGACUGCUUUUUCCCCAGGUUCUAUUAUGCUUUCUUCUGGUAACUCCUGUCACCCAACUUCAAUUACUGUUGCAUGUUGCUUCUGCUUUUCCGAAAUUUAAUGUUGCUGAUGCAUAUCAUUCAGAGAACUGCAAGUGAUUGAUGUACUGCAUUCACAGUUCAAUACUGAUGCACAAAAUAUGGAGGUACGUGCAAUAAAAAGGACUUUAGGCUAAAUGAUGUAACUUGCCAUAACUCAUGAGGUCCAUUGAUUCUGUAUCCUGAUAACUAUACAAUCUGAUUCUUGGUGGUAUGGAUGUGUUGGUAUAAGUUUCAUGAUUUAGGGUGUUUGGAUCUAAUUGUGAAAGUAAAAAGUAAAUCUCAAAAUGAACUAGAAGUCUUGUAUCUUCACUUAUCCGCACCAAACCCCACUAUUUGAUAGGGGAUAUAUUAAUUUUUUUUCUUUUA
Molecule: messenger RNA, 2507 nt
Organism: Mangifera indica (mango)
Lineage: Eukaryota; Viridiplantae; Streptophyta; Magnoliopsida; Sapindales; Anacardiaceae
Product: sterol 3-beta-glucosyltransferase UGT80A2-like
Exons: 14
Coding region: 202-2022 (606 amino acids)
Biological process (GO): carbohydrate metabolic process
Molecular function (GO): UDP-glycosyltransferase activity; hexosyltransferase activity
Source: RefSeq, a predicted model, not a curated record